AUCAAAACUUCUUCUCCUACUUCCCCUUCUUUUUCAACCCUUUGUUCUCCCUUUUUAAUCCUCCUCAUUCCCCAAUCGCCGCCUGCCUGGCUAUUUUUCCUUCCUCCCCCUUCUCUCUCCGGAGGUCCUUCUACUUCUUGUCAUUCCUUCCCAAGUCUUUGCUCGAGCACCUUCACGUGUCCUCCGCCGUCGCCGGCUUCUGUCCUGUCGCGUCCUACCACAACGUCAGACAGAACUGCCUCGAGAAUCAGCCACGUCGACACGUCACUUGGCGCCUUUGUUCUGUAAUUAAAGAGCUUGUUGGUCACCCAUUCGAGUCGGUUCAGCCUUCAGAUCGCCCAUCAUGUCUUCGUCUCCCGCAACCUUUUACGAGCAGCUUCCUCUGCCUACCAUCGACCGACCCUUCGGCAUCCACCUAUGGCCCAUCUUCGACAAGGCAUGGACUGCCGUCAUGGGCUAUUCGGUCAACGACUUCAAGUUCGUGCCCUAUGAGACGCCCAUGUCGACCCUCAAGUCCACCUCGAUCUUCAUCGUCAUCUACUACGCCAUCAUCUUCGGUGGUCGCGAGUUCAUGCGCAACCGUGAGCCCUACAAGCUCAAGGGUCUCUUCCUCAUCCACAACUUCUACUUGACCGCCAUCAGCGGUAUCCUCCUGGCUCUCUUCAUUGAGCAGCUUCUCCCCACUGUUGUUCGCGGCGGCAUCUUCCAUGCCAUCUGUGAUGCUGAGGGUGGCUGGACUCAGCCCCUGGUUGUCCUGUACUAUCUCAACUACCUCACCAAGUACCUCGAACUCCUCGACACCGUCUUCCUGUUCCUCAAGAAGAAGCCUCUGACCUUCCUCCACUGCUAUCACCAUGGUGCUACCGCUUUCCUCUGCUACACUCAGCUCAUGGGCUCUACCUCGGUCUCUUGGGUCGUCAUCUGCCUGAACCUCACCGUUCACGUCGUCAUGUACUGGUACUACUUCCAGAGUGCCCGUGGUAUCCGCUGCUGGUGGAAGGAGUGGGUUACCCGCCUCCAGAUCAUCCAGUUCGUCAUUGAUCUCGGCUUCGUCUACUUCGCCUCGUACACCUACUUCACCUCGACCUACUGGCCCUGGGUGCCCAACGCUGGCAAGUGCGCUGGUGAGGAGUUCGCUGCCUUUGCUGGUAUCAUCACCCUCAGCUCCUACCUGGUCCUCUUCAUCUCCUUCUACUUCGCCACGUACAAGAAGCAGGGCAAGGCGCCUAGCGGUCGCCAGAGCCUUCGACGCAUGUCCCAGGCUCCCCUUCCCGACCCUCACCUGGUCCAGACCACCCCCGUCAAGGGCAAGUCGAACGGUGCCACCACUACCGGCUCCAGGACCAACGGUGCCACCACCCGAUCUCGCAAGGCUUAAACGGUGUCGGACGACACUGUCAAGCCUGGCGCGCCGUCGUAGCAGGAGGACUUCCCAGGUCUCUAAUCCCUGUUGGUUCUUGAGGGUAUAGCUGCGGCGUGCGGUACGAAAAACCAGAGGCAAUCUGCAUUGGAGUUGGAUCCGGAUCGAUCUCGGCGACACCGACAUAUAUAAAACAGUUGUUUGGAGAUUUCGUUUUUACCGAAUUGGGCAUCUCGGCUCCAUUGACUUGAGGGCUGGGAUCCGCCACGAGUAAUAUUGUCUUUAUGGGCAGUCAUAAUGAUGGAGGGUGUUGAUGAGGCUUCUCAUGGAUUUUGUGUUUACCGGGCGAACAUGGGGCAUAUUUGGCAGGGCGGGCAUGGUUAUUGGGACGACAGUCUCGGCCGACGUUGCGACCAGCAGCAGUCGGCCCCAGGCUACGACGAUCUACCUAGAACCCUUGUAAUCACUCUUCGCGGGUCAUGUAUGAUAGAUAUUUUGGAUGGUCCCUUUGGGACUGCCAACAGGGGGUGUGAUAGAUGAUGCUAAUUGAUGUAUAAGUCC
Molecule: messenger RNA, 1921 nt
Organism: Fusarium vanettenii 77-13-4
Lineage: Eukaryota; Fungi; Ascomycota; Sordariomycetes; Hypocreales; Nectriaceae
Exons: 4
Coding region: 344-1378 (344 amino acids)
Biological process (GO): fatty acid elongation, monounsaturated fatty acid; fatty acid elongation, polyunsaturated fatty acid; fatty acid elongation, saturated fatty acid
Cellular component (GO): endoplasmic reticulum membrane
Molecular function (GO): fatty acid elongase activity
Source: RefSeq, a predicted model, not a curated record